AUGGCCCGCUUAAUCCUCGCCCUCCUCGCCGUGACCGGGCUUGCAUCGGCCGGUAGCACCCUGGCCUCGCGAAAGGAUACCGAAACCAAGCCAGAGGUCGAUAUCACGGCGCUGACCAAGAAUGUCUCGGCGACGUCCGGAACGGGCGCCGUCAGCGCAGCGGGAACGCUGCCGCCGUUUGGGGCUAUUGGGGUCGGUUGUGGGAUAAACUGGGCCGAGGGGCAGUCUUUUGGCGGUGGCCUGCAAUCCGGCUCCGAAGCCUUUGGUCUCGGCGGUGGGUUCACCAUCACCAAGGACAAUAUGAACAUUGGCCUCGGAAUCGGCAUCAACCCGAUCAAUUUCACCUCUAGCGUCAGCUACGAGGCCUCGACGAACGGCAGCGUAAGCCUCGUCUUCACGGCGACGACGGCAAUCAAGUGCGAGGAGACGACGGUUAAUGGGGUCAAGGGCGUCAAGUGUACGUCUACCUGA
This is a messenger RNA of Colletotrichum orchidophilum, 471 nucleotides long. RefSeq lists its product as uncharacterized. The coding region runs from base 1 to 471 and encodes 156 amino acids. The transcript has 3 exons. The record is from RefSeq and is a predicted model, not a curated record. NCBI's taxonomy places the organism in Eukaryota, Fungi, Ascomycota, Sordariomycetes, Glomerellales, Glomerellaceae.